This is a messenger RNA of Exophiala xenobiotica, 1437 nucleotides long. RefSeq lists its product as uncharacterized. Gene Ontology annotation, molecular function: transmembrane transporter activity. The record is from RefSeq and is a predicted model, not a curated record. Bases 1 to 1437 code for a protein of 478 amino acids. Lineage: Eukaryota; Fungi; Ascomycota; Eurotiomycetes; Chaetothyriales; Herpotrichiellaceae. The transcript has 6 exons. Gene Ontology annotation, biological process: transmembrane transport.
AUGGCCGACGGAGCCAAAAAGGUCGAGGAAGUUCCUGCAACCGACGACUUCGUUGUCGACUGGAACAGCGAUGACGAUCCAGCAAAUCCCUUGAACUGGCCUUCUAAACGCAAGGGCAUCAACAUCGCUCUUUUGUCAUGCCUGACAUUCGUCACCCCCCUUGCUUCUUCGAUGUUCGCGCCGGGCAUCCCUCUGGUGAUGGAGGACUUUCACAGCUCCAGCAUAUUCUAUGCGACCUUCGCCGUCUCAAUAUACUUGGUGGGCUAUUCUUUCGGGCCUUUGCUGUUCGCUCCACUAUCUGAACUUUACGGCCGACUACCCAUCUACCUCACUACGAAUGUGCUCUUCAUCAUCUUCACAAUUGCUUGUGCCGUUGCACCGUCGCUGGGCAGCUUGAUUGGCUUUCGGUUCUUGGCAGGAUCAGCUGGUGCGGCGCCCCUGGUGCUUGGUGGCGGCAGUGUGGCCGAUUUGUACCCACGAGAAAAACGCGGUUCGAAGAUGGCAAUAUUUUCUAUCGGGCCAUUGAUUGGUCCUGUGGCGGGACCUGUCGCUGGCGCCUUUUUGGCAGAGGAUGUUGGCUGGCGGUGGGUAUUCUAUGUCAUUGCCAUUGCAGGAGGUGUUGUUACGGUCGCAUGCUUUUUGUUCAUGAGGGAAACAUAUGCCCCGGUCAUUCUUGAAAGAAAAGCUGCUUGUCUUCGAAAGUCUACCGGAAACCAGCAAUAUCGAUCAAGAAUGUCGACAGGAGACUCCCCACCCACAGCUAUCGCAAAGGCAUUCAUCCGUCCGACCAAGAUGUUUUUCAUGUCACCCAUUGUCUUCAUCUUUGUGGUGUACAUAUCCAUCAUCUAUGGCUAUCUCUACCUCCUUUUCACCACCAUCACCGAAAUCUACGAGAGUGUCUACCACUUCUCCACCGGAUUAGCAGGUCUCUCAUAUCUCGGAAUUGGUGUGGGGAUGUUCAUCGGAUUGGGCCUGUUCGGUGCAACCAGCGACAAGCGGAUUCAGAAGAAAAAAGCAAAAGGAGACGUGUCGCCGGAGAUCAGAUUGGAAGGGCUGAUACCUGCCGCCAUUUGUAUCCCAAUAGGCCUCUUCUGGUAUGGAUGGUCGGCGGAGAAACAAAUUCACUGGGUUAUGCCCAUCAUCGGAACAGGAUGGGUGGGCCUCGGACUGCUUGGAAUAUUCCUCGCGGUUCAGACAUACCUCGUUGACUGCUAUCCCCUCUAUGCCGCCUCGGUGACCGCUGCGAACACUGUGGUCAGGUCGCUGGUGGGAGCUUUCUUGCCGUUGGCGGGCCGUCCAUUGUAUUCAAACUUGGGCCUGGGAUGGGGAAACUCGGUAUUAGCAUUUAUCGCUCUCGCCAUGGUCCCUUUGCCGUUCAUCUUCAUGCGAUUUGGCGCUCGGCUCAGGACUCAUCCUCGUUUCCAGGUCAAUUUCUGA